GGCAUUUUGUUUCUUUAGAGAAGGCUUUUUCGUUUCCCUCCUUCCUCGCUGCCUCCGUCCUUUUUUCGACAUCUUCCAGAGAAAGUCGCGCAUGCGCGUGCUCUCAUCACGCGGUGCCAGUGCGCGUGGUACCCAUCUAGAAGUCGGCGAGUUGUCUUGGGCGUUGUCACUUUCCGAGCUCGUUUUUCUUUUCUUUCUUCUUUUCCUCCUUUCUUCUGGCCGUUGCCGCUGGCUUCUCCAAUUUUUCCUGCUUCACUGCCUGCAAGUUUCACCUUGCUGAUACCCCGGCGCAUCCCUCCCUCCUCCAGCGCCGGCUGCUUGUGUCUCCACCAACCGUGGCAAAGCAGGGCGUUUCUUGACAGAUCCCCGAGAGAGAUCGAGGCAAACGAGAAAGAAAAUCGCGAGAACAGAAGAAGAGGAAAGGAGAGGAGGAGUGAAGAAAGAAAAGGACAAACGAGGCAGGAAGGGGAGAGAAGGAGAGAAAGACCCUUCGCGACGCGGAGUCUGUCGAGGUCCAGUGAGUCUUCGACGCGGCGACUUCACUGCAUCGCUUCUUGUUGAAAAAUGUUGAAGAAAGAUCAGAAAGUGUGAAUUAAAAAUGCUUUUAAAAAGACACACACGUGGGCGUUUCUCUGGCCGAGCUGGAAAGUGGAGAAAGAGUUAGGCGUCCAUCUCUUCAUCUCUGUCGAGACAUCCGAGACAGUCCCGCUCUGUUCGCUUUGUCAGCGGCUGCAAGAAACGAUCUUUUUUCGGAAAAAUCGCCUCUUCUUGGAGGACAUCUCCACGUUUUUUCUCCUUUCCUUUCGGAGCCUGCCAACGAUAUCUUCCAUCUCCUUCCUUCUCUUUGUCUCCUCUUUGUCUCCCUUCGCUAUUCGUAUAGGAAGAAACCCGGUUCCUCCCUUUUUUGGUGUCAAGAGUCGUUUCGGAGUUAGGCAAGAUACCUUUCUCCAGCACUGCGACUGCUCCGGCAGCGAACAAUGCUCAUCAGGCUCAGGUUCCGAGGAAUAUACGUUUCUCUGCCUUCUUUUUUCGCCUUCUCGGAGUCGCUGUGUGAAGGAAAGUUUCGCGUCUCUUCGCCCAGGCCACCAUGCCGCCUCUCCCCCCCUACCACGGCACUGCGGAAUGCAGCGAAGUCAACUCUUCGUUCUCAUCUCGAGAAAACGCUCCUCCCCACAGCGCGCGUCCUCCAGCCUACAAUGAUCACUCGUCCUACCAACUCUUCCACGGGCCGUCUUCGUACAGUCGACCUCCUUCUUCCGCUCAUCCGUCUGCCGGUUCUUCGGAGCACCGUCCAGAGACUUCUUCGGAGCAGCCUCCCCCCGACUUCCCUCCGGAGAUUUCCUUCGCGUUCCUCGUAAAAUUCGCCGACGCAGCGUUCGCGCUGCAGCAGCAGAAAGGCGGCGCCUGCCCGUCUGCUCAAGAGCUCCUGCAACUCGCUGACCCUCUAGAACCUUGUCUCCUCUGCCUCGCUGCUCUCCAUGCAAAAAAGAAAACCAUCAUAACUGUGUCUGAUGGAGUCAGUUGGUGUCGAAUUGCGUCCACUCAACUGCCGCCUCUCCCGCCAGGUUCCUCAGACCCGCCGACGGAAGAAGAUUUAAAUGCGGCGGCUCUUGCCCUCUCCGGCUGCAUCGUUCGCCUUGGAAAUAUUAGCAUCACGCGAACUCCACGAGGAAAGCACAUCAUCCUUGCCCGAGCUUUCCAAGUAAUCUCUCAAAAUUGCCAAGCCCUGGCCGAGCGGCUGCAGACCCAAAGGCGCCCAGAGGUAGUCUUUCCUUCCCUCCCAGAAGGCGGACACACAGCACCGCCGUCCUCUUCUCCUCCUUCUUAUCCUCCUCCUUCUUAUCCUUCUUCUGCUCCUCACCCUUCAUCUCAUCCGCCUCCGUCUUAUCCUUCUUCUUCUGCUCCUCACCCUUCAUCUCAUCCGCCUCCUUCGUAUCCUUCUUCUUCUGCUCCUCACCCUUCAUCUCAUCCGCCUCCUUCGUAUCCUUCUUCUUCUGCUCCUCACCCUUCAUCUCAUCCGCCUCCGUCUUAUCCUUCUUCUUCUGCUCCUCACCCUUCUUCUCAUCAUGCGUCUUCUUCGUAUCCUCCUUCUUCUCAUCCUCCUCGCGCUUUCUCUCGAGAUGAAUCUGUUCGCAAUGCACCAUUUCGACAAGCAACAGGCGAGCCGGAAGCAGCGGCCGCAGUAAGAGGGGAACUGCGGCAGUUUCCCGGCCAAGAGCCGAGGUGUACAGACACCCGACAGGCGCCCGCAGUGCCUCCGGCCGGGCACCAGCUGUACGGACAGCAGAGCAGAGGCGCCGACGAUCUGCAAGCUCCAGCGGGACCGCAGAGACACCAAAGCAGUGGCAGCCACAGAAGUACACCCUAUCCAGCAACAGGACAGCCACAGCAGGGACAGCACGGACUGCGUCCGAUGGGGGCAGAAAGUUUCAUUCCUCUCAAAGAUUUGACGGCGUAUGUCGCUAAAUGGACAAUCAGAGCUCGCGUCGAUGUCAAAGGAGACAUUCGAAAGUAUAACGGCGCUCGGGGACCCGGUCAGCUCUUCAAUGUUGAGUUGAAAGACAAAGACGGAGAAAUUCGAGCGACGUUCUUCAACGCUGCAGUCGACAAGUGGUACAAUAUUCUCCAAGAGGGAAAGGUUUACUAUUUCCGCGGAGGAUCCGUGAAGCCCAAGAACCCUCGCUUCAAUCACACGCGUCACGACUACGAACUAACUUUCGAUGAAAAAUCUUCAAUUGUAGAGGCAGAAUCAGGCGCCGAUAUUCCCUCCAUUUCCAGAGCGGAUCUGGUGGACAUCCGCGGAAUUGAAGAGAAGGAAGUGAAUUCGACAGUCAGCCUGAUUGCGAUUGUUCACGAUUAUAGGCCUAUUCAGUCCAUCACCAUCAAAUCAACGGGGCAGCAGAAGCCGAAGCGUGACGUUUUUCUCGUCGACGAGGGAGGUCGGUCUCUGGUCCUUACUCUCUGGGGAGAGAAAACGGAGACUCUUCCAGAGGAGCAACUUUGUCAGAAGCCGCUUGUUCUCCUCAAAUCGGUGAAAGUCGGCGACUGGAAUGGGAGGAAACUCGAUUCGCAGGGAAACACACGCGUCGAACUCUUCCCCGACGGCAACAGAGCCGCGGAGGUUCAAGACUGGUGGAACCAAGAGGGAAGUCGACGCGGGAGCUUCGCGUCCCUUUCUGGCGGGGGGUUGGCCGUUGGGCGCAAAGAAAUCCUAAAAUCGCUCGAACAAGUUGCACAGGAGGCGGCACAGGCUGAAGCUGCUGUUCUGUCGGACAAAGGCGUCUACGCGACUUCCUGUGCCCUCCUGGAACGCAUCGGGGACGACCGAUUUUCAUGGCCAGCCUGUCCGGAUUGCAGAAAGAAGAUGAACGAGGAGAUGCCACGGUGCUGGCAGUGCCCGAGUUGUCGAAAGCAGUGCGAGCAACCGAAUCACACGUACAUGUUGAAUUUGUCUUUGAUGGAUUUGACGGGGUCUCUUCGCUGCAGCUGCAUCGGAGAAAAAGCUGAAGAAUUCAUGGCCAACACAAAAGCUGAAACUGUGCUUCUUCUCGCAGAACACAGAGCUCUUGACGAACAGGGACGCUCCUUCCAAGACAUUUUCGCUGACGCGAAUCUCGAGGAGUGGAUCUUCCGGAUUUGCUCGAAGUACGACUCGUGGAUGGAUGAAGUAUCGAUCAAACAGAGAGUGGUGGCUGCAGCGCCUCUGUUUCGCAGAGUCGGCGAACAAACGCAGCACCGUCUCGACUUCGUUCGAACUGCUUUCCACCAUUUAAACAUUCCUUUACCUUGAGAUGCCGCUCUCUCGAAAGCAUCAUGGCCAAAGAACAAAGGCGCAGAUAUAUAUAUAUAUAUCUACAUAUUUUUUAAUAUUCACAUUUAUAUAUAUAUAUAUAUAUGUAUAUAUAUAUAUAUAUGUAUAUAUAUAUAUAUAUGUAUAUAUAUAUGUAUAUAUAUAUAUGUAUAUAUAUAUAUACUUGUGUAUUGGUGUCUGUGAGAAGAGACAGAGCACAAGGGUACACAUGUUGGGUGGAAAUGCGAUGACAUUUGAUUGGGACUGGGCCUUUCAAUCUCUCGUGUAGGGGUUGUUUUGCGAGUGGUCUCGUGCUUCGUCUUGUUUUUUUUCGUCUGCAUGCAUGCAUGCGGAUUUCUCUGGGACGUGAGUGGAAGAAACCCAAGACUUCUUCCCCGCCCUCGGCCUCUCGACUCCUUUCGCGUUCGCGGCUCUCGAAGUGCAGCAACGGCGAAGAAGGGGAAGUUCAACUCGGCCUCUGAGUUUUUUCAUCUCUCCAAGUGUUGCAUGAGGCCGUUGUCGAACUUCGUUUUUCACAAGAAAGCCUUGGAGGCUGGAGUGAUGACGGUGCACAUGUUUCUCGUUUUUUCCGACGUCGACGCAUCUCUUGACACCGCUGUUCCCCAGAAAAAGGUAGUUUAUAUAAACCUAGGAAUCACGCAGAAAACAGACUGAAUUGACAGUAGUGGUCGCUGCAUGGACAGUGAUGUGUCUGUGCGCGUAUACACAACGCUUUUGGAACUCGUUUCUCCGCGCCUCUUUGUCCUUUUCAAAGACUUCUCGGCUGAGUCUCGGGAAACAGGACGCAGGGAGCCGCCAGGCCUCUCA
This is a messenger RNA of Toxoplasma gondii ME49, 4618 nucleotides long. RefSeq names its product replication factor-a protein 1 (rpa1) subfamily protein. The record is from RefSeq and is a predicted model, not a curated record. Lineage: Eukaryota; Apicomplexa; Conoidasida; Eucoccidiorida; Sarcocystidae. Gene Ontology annotation, molecular function: nucleic acid binding. The transcript has 15 exons. The coding region runs from base 1088 to 3790 and encodes 900 amino acids.